This is a messenger RNA of Daldinia loculata, 2503 nucleotides long. Its product is annotated as alpha/beta-hydrolase. The transcript has 8 exons. The record is from RefSeq and is a predicted model, not a curated record. NCBI's taxonomy places the organism in Eukaryota, Fungi, Ascomycota, Sordariomycetes, Xylariales, Hypoxylaceae. The coding region runs from base 301 to 2049 and encodes 582 amino acids.
AGCCAUUCAGCGAAUAGCUUCAUUAGCCCUAUGUAUAUUACGGCGUAUCUUUACCUGCUAAACAGGGCAUUUUCUCGAAUAAAAUGCUGAUAGGUGAGAAAUUAGAUGGCCGUCGCGCAUAACCUAGCCUCAGCUCGUGACAGUUGUAAUUUCUUGGCUGGUGCGUCAUUGCUUUGGGAGACCAUGGGAGCAUCAUGUAUACUCACUCAUAUUUAAACCCCUUUUCCCAUCCUGUAUUACAAUCCAAUAUUCCAUCAUCGCAACCCUAUCCCAAGGCAAAACUAGAUAUCGUGAGCCACGAUGAUUUCCUUCCGGGGCGCGUUACAGCUUUCCUUUAUCACCUUGUCUCUUGCCCAACCCCAUGGGACUUCAACACUUCAAUGGGGGCCGUGCAACAAGACCGAAGUUCCCAGUGACGUCCCUGUAGACUGCAGCGUUCUGAUGGUACCUCUCGACUACACCGAGCCAGAUUCUGAUGAGAAGCUACAGCUUGACCUUGUCAGGAUUCCUGCCCCUGUGAAACCCUCCAAAGGAAGCAUCCUCUUCGAUUUCGGCGGACCUGGCGGUACUGGACGAGAUGAAAUAGGCAUUAAGACUUUGGCGGAUGAGCUAUUAGCACUUACUGGCCGUCAGUUUGAUCUUAUUGCAUUCGACCCACGCGGUACUCAUGGCUCGAAAAUUCCUAUCCAAUGUUUCGAUAACGAAUAUGACGCCUGGUCAUUCUAUCUGGACGUGAUACCUGCAAAUAGUUCCGAUGUGGAGUUGGGAAAGCAGUGGGCACAUGCGUCUAUGCUUGCCAACGCCUGCCUCAAGACACAUAACAAGACCGGAAGUUUGAUUAGUUCUGCCUUUGUGGCAAGAGAUAUGAUGCAAAUCGUAGACGCUCUUGGGGAAGAUGGGAUGUUACGAUACUGGGGUUUCUCAUAUGGCACGACAUUAGGGGCAACUACAGCUGCUAUGUUCCCUUAUAGGAUAGGAAGGAUGGUCCUCGACGGUGUACAAAACCCGCACGAGUAUUACCAUGCACAGGCAGACUUCGAGGAAUUUACAGAUGCGGACGCGGAGUUCUCGGCUAUGUUUACAAGCUGUGUUGAAGCUCGCGAGAACUGUGCGUUGGCUAAAGGCAGCAACAAGACGGCCGCUGAGCUCGAGCAGGCCGUCUGGGAUCUCCUCGACGCUGUCAAGUACAACCCAAUUCCUCUCAGGUCAUUCAUACUCGACUACACCAGCGUGAAAUCUCUUCUGGUACAGGGUCUCUACGAUAGUUCCUCUUGGCCGGGUAUUACUAGUAUACUCAAUGCGAUCAUGACCGAGCAGUACGAUGUAGUUAACAACGCUUUCGAGGCUUUGAUGCCCACAACCUCCAUUGAUAUAUUCAAGCAGAGUCAACAGCCGCAGGUACUUGCUUCCAUACACUGCAGUGAUAACAUGGUGCGAAGCAAGACGUUUGAUGACUUCGUUCCGGCUAUCCAGCGUCUAUACAACACUAGUAGGAUCAUUGGAGAUGGGCUGAUAUUCUUAUACAGCGCCUGCGCGCAAUGGAAGAUUGAACCGAAAGAGCGAUACACGGGCGACUUCAACGUGAAGACGAAGAAUCCAGUCCUCUUCAUUGGUAACACUUUCGACGGGCUCACCUCCCUUGUUUCAGCCAAGAAUGUUAGCUCAACUUUUGAAGGGAGUGCCUUGCUAACAGUCGAUGGAUAUGGUCAUGCCUCAUUGGCCGCUCCUUCAGCAUGCACUAUCAGAACAACUUCAGCAUAUUGGGCAAAUGGCACUCUACCUUCCGAAGGAAAGGUCUGUGACUCGGCUCCGUUGUAUUCAGGAAUCACCUGGGAAGAUAUUAUACAGGAGGUAUACGGUAAUACUACGGCGCCUGCCAAACGCCAAGCACACCGUGUGCCAAAGUUCGGAGGCCCCCUAGCCCCUUCUUUCAUUCCUAGGUACCUAGGUAAUGGAACCUCGCAGAUGAGACACGUCGAUAUUGUUAUAAUUGAUUCUCUGUCCCCUAUUCAGAGUAUUAGUCUCCUGGUAAUAUUUGGGAUUUCAUAAAGAAUAACUUGUUGGUCAAAUUCACGAUGUAGGUAUUUACCUUUUCUGAUUCUUUAUUGUAUUAAUGCAAUUGAAAACCAUCAGUCCACUUUCCUGUCUGAUUCUAGAAUUCUGUCGAUGUGCAACACGGGACCUUAAAUGAUUUGCACACCGUUUCUGAAAUUUACUGUGGAAUAUUUUCUGAAUUAGACAAUUCGUUGGUGAUUUGUCGACUAUUUUGUUAAGUCAUUAUCAGAGUUCUAAUCUGAUUCCCGAACUCGUAGCUAUAACUCCCUAGAAUCAUUGUGUAAUGCAGCUCUGGUCAUCAUUACCAGCAUCGGCCUUGUGCCUUUUAGGGUGAGGUGCCAUGUCAUUGAGGUCGUCAAAAUCAGCCUCGUCAUGUGCUCUUCUCUUCGACUGACUAGUGCCACUGUCGCGGUUAUCCUUAGGUGGAAAUACUCCCUCGAAUAGUUUU